UAAGUUCAAUCUCUGGUACAAAAAAAAAAAAAAAUGAGAUUGGUUUGACCAUAAUAUUUACUUCUGAACCCCAUGCCAUUGGGCUACAUCUUUAGGCCACAACUGGGAGCAACUCCACUGUGUGGAGUCCAUAGUGCUCGGUCACUGAGCACAUGAACAGUCGGUCCACACAGAGUAAGUAGUUAUGACACAGCAGGAAAAGAGCUCAGUGCCUCCCACAGCCAUGUGCCACGGCAUUUGGGAAAGGCAAAGCUGCAGUGACAGAGCUGCCAAGCUUGCCGUGUGGGAGAGUUCCAUGAGGACUGGGAGCGGGGACCAGGGUUCCAAUUGGGACUGGUCACUUACCCACGUCCAUUUCUCAGAAGCUCAGAACUGCAUCCCAGAAGAGAGGCUUGGACCAUACGUUGGAUAGGACUGAAGGGGAGGUGGUCCAGAGCCGCCUCCCGCUCUCCUUCUGUCCUGGCACCGCAGUCCAUGUGUUCCUGAGGGUUCUGCCUUACAUGUUGACACCCUCGUCAGAAGGUCACUGCGUAAUGCUGUCUGCAUCUUUUUAAUUGUAGUUGGACACAAUACCUUUAUUUUUAUUUAUUUAGUUUUAUGUGGUGUCAAGGAUUGAACCCAGUGCCUCAUAAGUGCUAGGUGAACGCUCUGCUGCUGAGCUACAACCCCAGCCCCUGCUGUCUGCACUUGCAGCUGAUGUUUUUAGUUCUGUGUCUCUAGAUCUGCCUACUUGCUCAUACUUUGUUUAAUGGCUUAAUAAUUAAUUGUGUUUACUUUUUUUCCCUCAGUGCUGGGGAUGGAACCCAGGGCCUCACGUGCUAGACAAGUGCCCCACCAUGAGUGACACCCUGGCCUGUGUUUCACAUAUAUUGUUAACGGAGGCUUGCUUGGUGUGGACCUCAGGCCUCUCUGGAAACUGAGCUCCCCUGCAGGCAUGCUUCUUCAGCUGAGGGCUGUGGCUCUGCUAAUGUCCCCAGGAUGCCAGAUGUCUCCUACAACCUCACUAGCUCUUCUGACUGACAGCUUACCACUUUCUGGCUGCCAGGCAGGCCCUCUAACACUAAGCUCCACCCAGCCCUGACUACAUGUUUAUCCAGUUUGGUUUCCUCACUGGAAACUGCCAGUCAGCCUCCUUUGUUCAUCUUGGGGUGGGCUUCUGAUUGUGUCUGGUGUCAGUUUCCUUGUUUGAGCAGCAUGUGGUGGUUCCCCUUACCUCUUGUCUUUGGCAGUCUGUCUACUGAUGCUCUGGCCAAGGUGAGCAGCAUCCUCUGCUGGGCUUUGGGAGGUACUGGGAGUUGAAGGUAGGGGUACUCUACCACUGAGCUAUAUCCUCAGCCCUUUCUAUUUUUUAAUUUUACUUAUUUUUUUUUUCUGUGCCUUAGAAAAUGGGCCCUGAAGCAAACCCUUCAUCCUUCAUCAACAUUGAUCUUCUCCACCCUCUGGAUCUGGGUAGUUCCUGGGCGGGGUUGGCUCUUUCUCCAGGACCUUGGGCAUCAGCCUCCCUCUCUCUGAGGAACUGAUCUCCAGGCACAUUUUGGCCCCUGGCUGUUGCCAGACCUACUCCUCUCCCUGAAUCCCAGCUUCAGCCUCCUUGCCACAUUCCCAUCCCCUGUCACCCAGCUGUGGUGGGGGCCCUGGGUCCAGUGUGGAGUCCACAGGGCUCAGCGCUGUGCUGCCCAGACGCCCACCAGCUGUGCUCCAGGAUAUGAGCACACUCUGUCUGGAGUCACCCUUGUCUUCCAGAGCCUACUCCUGACGUUGACAGUGUCCUGGGAGCUCUGAACCAAGGCGGUGUGCCAUGGGGGCAUUUGUUGGGUGUGCACAUUGGUCCUGAUGCUGUGAUCUCGGGCCCCAAGGGCACCCACUCCUUUUUCUUGUUUAGGACCAAAACAGCUCAUAGGAUAGAGUCUGCUGUUGGGUUCAGGCAUUCUAGGCCCUUCCCUGGUGAUGAGGGUGCUAAGCACCCACCUGUGUUGUGUGGGCCUUCCCUUCCUGCCUGCUCCUCUAGGGGAAGCAGGCACAGCAUGUCCCUCACCCCAGUCACCAAGCUUAAGCUUAGUGAUGGAGUCUCAGGCUGAAGCUUAGCCUGGAGGGUCUUCCCCACUCUCCACACCCAGCUUCUAUUCCUGUGCCCCCUGGCUAAAGCCUGUAAGGCAGCCCCUGGGAGCAACCCACUGGCAUGCUCAGAGCUGUGCUUCCUUCUAGGCUUUUGUGGCCACUGGGCAGUGGCCCCAUCAUGUCUGGGCCCCAGACUCCUGAACACACACUGGAUGCCCAGGGUGACUCAUCCCUAUGCAGGAAGGAUGAGGACAUCAGGGAAGGGACCCAGAGCUCCCACCGCAUGCUGGGUUUCAGUGACGCACUACUGUCCAUCAUCGCCACAGUCAUGAUCCUUCCUGUGACCCACACGGAGAUCUCCCCAGAGCAGCAAUUUGACAAAAGUAUACAGAGACUUCUAGCAACCAGGAUUGCUGUCUACCUGAUGACAUUUCUAAUUGUGACUGUGGCCUGGGCCGCACACACCAGAUUAUUCCAGGUUGUUGGGAAAAUAGACGAUACACUUGCCUUGCUCAACCUGGCCUGCAUGAUGACCAUCACCCUUCUGCCAUACACAUUUUCCUUAAUGGUGACGUUCCCUGAUGUGCCACUGGGCAUCUUCCUGUUUUGUGUGUGUGUGAUCGCCAUUGGAGUUGUGCAGGCACUGAUUGUGGGGUAUGCUUUCCACUUCCCACACCUGCUGAGCCCGCAGAUCCGGUGCUCCGCCCACAGGGCCCUGUCCCGAAGGCACAUCCUGCACCUUGUCCUCCGUGGUCCAGUGCUGUGCUUUCUUGCGGCCAUCUUCUCCCUCUUCUUCUUCCCUGUGUCAUACCUGCUGAUGGUGACCGUCAUCUUCCUGCCCUACAUCAGCAAGGCCACCAGUUGGUGCAAAGACAGGCUUGUGGGUCACAGGGACCCCCCGGCCCACAAUGCAGAGGUCUUCAGCUUCGACCUGCAUGAGCCCCUCAGUAAGGAACGGGUGGAAGCCUUCAGUGACGGUGUCUAUGCCAUUGUGGCCACGCUCCUCAUCCUGGACAUCUGCGAGGACAACGUCCCAGACCCCAAGGCCGUGAAGGAACAGUUCCGCGGGAGCCUCGUGGCAGCCCUGGGCGCCUAUGGGCCACACUUCCUGGCAUACUUCGGCUCCUUUGCCACAGUGGGUCUGCUCUGGUUUGCACACCACUCGCUCUUCCUGCACGUCCGCAAGGCCACACAGGCCAUGGGUCUGCUCAACACCCUCUCCCUGGCCUUUGUGGGUGGCCUCCCUCUGGCCUACCAGCAGACUGCAGCCUUCGCCAGGCAGCCACGAGAUGAGCUGGAGCGUGUGCGCCUCAGCUGUGCCAUUGUCUUCUUCGCCAGCAUCUUCCAGUUUGCCAUCUGGACUGCGGCCCUGCUGCGCCAGGCGGAGACGCUGCAGCCAGCUGUGCGAUUUGGUGGGCAGGAGCAUGCCUUCAUGUUUGCCAAGCUUGCGCUAUACCCCUGUGCCAGCCUGCUGGCCUUUGCAGCCACCUGCCUGCUGAGCAGAUUCAGCACAGCCAUCUUCCACGUCAUGCAGAUUGCAGUGCCCUUCGCCUUUCUGCUACUGCGCCUCCUCGUGCGCCUGGCUCUGGCCAGCCUACGUGGCCUACGCCACCUGCGGCCAGCACAACCCCUCCAGAGCCAGGCCCCAGAGGAGGCCCAGUCCCAGCUCCUGCCUUCCUCCUGCUAGUGGAAGCUAUGCCUGCCCGGGAAGGAAGCCUUGGGGGUUGGGCCAGCAGGCCCCAUGGAGCUACAGUCUGGGUUUUGCCUCCAUUGUGAAAUAUCAAGAUCUGUUUCAGAGUAUGCAAA
This is a messenger RNA of Marmota flaviventris (yellow-bellied marmot), 3864 nucleotides long. RefSeq names its product transmembrane protein 175 (gene Tmem175). Gene Ontology annotation, molecular function: potassium channel activity; proton channel activity. The record is from RefSeq and is a predicted model, not a curated record. Lineage: Eukaryota; Metazoa; Chordata; Mammalia; Rodentia; Sciuridae.